UUUAAUUUAAUUAUUGCCGAUCAGGCCAAUUGGAUAAUUUCCUCGGAUGUGGCCAUUGUCAUAGCCGAUAAGUAUCCGAAAGCGCAACAUCACUAUCUGGUGCUGCCCAAGGCGGAAAUUUCGUCCGUCUUUAAUCUGACCCGAGAGCAUUUGCCACUGUUGGAGGAACUGCAUCUGCUGGCCCGCAACGUUGUCGAAGUGCGCGGCCAGCAGUGGAAUGACUUUAAGGUGGGCUUCCAUGCCGAGCCGAGCCUGGAACGCCUGCAUUUGCAUGUGAUAUCCCAGGAUUUUGUGUCGCCAACUCUAACGAAGAAAAAGCACUGGACCUCCUUCAACACGGCACUGUUUGUGCCAUACGAAGAACUGCGCGACAAGCUUCAGUCGGAAAACAGUUUCCAGCGCCUGCCGCCGCAUGUGUGCCAUAAACUGCUGGCCUCGCCGCUUCAAUGCAAUCAAUGCGAACGGAUAUGCAUAAAUUUUCCCGAACUUAAGGAACAUUUGCUGGAGCAUCUUCUAAGUAAGAGUAAUAUUUGACGAGGCUGCAAAAGACGGAGA
This is a messenger RNA of Drosophila miranda, 555 nucleotides long. RefSeq names its product aprataxin-like protein. The record is from RefSeq and is a predicted model, not a curated record. NCBI's taxonomy places the organism in Eukaryota, Metazoa, Arthropoda, Insecta, Diptera, Drosophilidae. The transcript has 3 exons. Gene Ontology annotation, molecular function: single-stranded DNA binding; single-strand break-containing DNA binding; mismatched DNA binding. Gene Ontology annotation, cellular component: nucleus. The annotation marks the transcript as partial. Gene Ontology annotation, biological process: double-strand break repair; single strand break repair.